UUUGCCGUCAACUGCGCUUUCUCUGCUGAUCCGGCAACAACAGUUUUAUUCUAAUCAGAAGUUGAAGUACGGAACUUAUUUUUUUUACAGUUUAGUAAUAUUUUUUAAUUUCAUUCUAAUUUCAACAAUUUUCUUUACGCAAUACAUUUAUAUAAAGUAAACAUUGGUGAUAUUUGUGACAAAUUACAAAAAAGUCUGAUAAAAUCUGUACCCAAAGCACGGUACACUAAAAACGCACAAAACAGCGACAAUAGUAUAGCAAAUAAGCAACAAAAAAUAAAAAAAAGAUAUCGCACAAAAAAUAUACCAUUUACAUAUAUAUACACGAGAAUUAAAAUACAAAAUCAUUGCAUUUCAUAGCACUAAAUGUUAUCGGCCGCUUGGAGAAACGUACAGCAGGGUGUUGUACGCAAUCUGACCGCUACUUAUUUUCGAGUACAAAAAUUUUUUAAAGUUGGCAUAAACAGGAUGCAUAGCUCUGUAGAGGAUUUGAAGCUGAACACAAUGCACAUAAAAGUGUUGCCUGCGCUGCAGGACAAUUUUAUGUAUUUGAUUAUCGAUAGCUCUACAAAAGAAGCAGCCAUUGUUGAUCCCGUCGAUCCGGAGAGCGUGCUCGCUGCUGUAAGAGAUGAAAAUGUGCAUCUCACUAAAGUUUUAACUACACACCAUCAUUGGGAUCACGCCGGUGGCAAUGAAAAGUUGGUAAAACUUUUUGGCAAACCUUUAACUGUUUAUGGUGGCGACGAACGUAUAGGUGCACUUACAAAUAAAGUCACCCAGGAUGAUAAAUUUGAAAUUGGUAAUCUUAAAGUGAGUUGCCUUUUCACGCCCUGUCACACCACAGGACAUAUCUGUUACUUCGUUGAAUCGUCGAAUGGUGAUGACAGGGCAGUUUUCACUGGUGAUACACUUUUCCAAGGUGGCUGUGGACGUUUCUUUGAAGGUACACCCGACCAAAUGUACUCAGCGUUGUGCCAAAAAUUGUCUUCUUUGCCGGAAGACACCAAAGUAUUUUGUGGACACGAGUAUACUUUACAGAAUAUGGCAUAUGCGCGUCAUGUCGAACCUAUGAAUGAGCGAAUUAUGAAACGUAUUGAAUGGGCAAAGUUGCGACGAGCUACCAAAGCACCAACUGUACCGUCAACUAUUGGCGAGGAGAAAUCUUGGAAUCCAUUUAUGCGUGUACAUGAGCCUAAUGUGCAAAAACAUGCUGGCGAGCAAGAUCCCAUUAAGACAAUGGGCAGUUUACGCAAGGAGAAGGAUAAUUUUAAAGCUUAAAGCUUAUUGGUGGAGCGAAAAGAAAAAUGGUGUUGGGUAGUAUGUUAAAUAUUAUGCAUAUUCUUUAAAUAUUUCCAUAACUAAAUAUGUAUAUUUUAUUGUUAUUUUCGUUGUUUUUAUGUAUAUGUUAAUUCUGAAAAAUGUGAAUUUAAAAUUUCCUAUAUUCUUCACUUGCCACAGAGCAUAUCAAUUUAUUCUAUGUUUAAUACGCUUUUGGAAUGAUAUCGCAGCUGACAUUUUUUUUCGAUUUUUUAUUAUUGUUUUUGAAACUGUUGGAAUUUCAGUUACAAAACAUACCAAAUUAACUCAUGAAUUUAUGUACGUCAAAAAUUGAAAAAACUAUUUGUGAUUUAUGCCUGAAGAUUGAAAAUUGUAAAUUUGCAAUAAAAUUUAGCUGAAAUAAAUGUGCUCACUAUUUGGACGUGGCUUAGCCCAUUAUAUAUAUAGCAAGGCGUUGCAUGCACGUCGUUCGUGGUCCAAUUGCAAAUCAGCUAAACCACCACCCGCUGCAUCCGAACCACACAGCAAAAUUAUAGAUGUGUGUUGUGAAGGUAUGGUAGUUAAGAUAAUACCGGCACGCAGCAAUAACUAUAUGUAUUUGAUUACUGAUUUGCCCACCGGUUGUACGGCUGCAAUUGAUCUCUCCGAUAACAAAAUUCUCUUUGAAAUACUUAAAAAGGAAAAUUUAAAGCUUUCCUUUGUUUUUAUAACACACCAUCAUGAGGAUCAUUCGGGCGGUACGCAAGAGUUGGCAGCUGCAUGUCCCGAUGUGAAAAUAUGCGCUGGUGAUGAGCGCAUCAAAUCUGUUAAUCAUUGGGUUAAGGAUUGUGAGCAAUUACAAUUGGGUGAGAUGACUAUGAAUUGUAUGCACACACCUUGCCACACCGUUGGUCAUUAUUGUUACUUUGUGGAGUGUGGUGCGGGUGGACCGCCAGCACUUUUUACUGGCGACACACUUUUUCAAGGUGGUUGUGGUGGCUUUGAUGAGGGUACGCCUGAUCAAAUGUAUACUAUUGUAAAACGUUUCCUUGAAUUACCUAAACAGACGCGCAUCUUUGGUGGCCAUGAGAAUACAAUUUUAAAUCUCCGUUUUGCUCAAUGUGUUGAACCAGAGAACUGUAGUAUUGGCGCACGUUUGUGGUGGGCACAAAAGCAGCGUGAAAACAAAUUACCAACGCCGCCUUCGAUGCUGUGUGAGGAAAGAACGUUUAAUCCAUUUUUGCGAGUUGAUCAUCCGGAUGUGCAGCAUUACACCGGCGAUACAGAUCCGAGUUAUGUAUUGUUUUGUUUGCGCAAACAACGGGAUGCCUUCAAGUAAAGGGUGCAACAGAUGAAAAAUAAUGGUAAACAGUCCUGUGUCUAUUAUUAUUAAUUGGCGUUUUGGCAUCAUUGAAAGUAUAUGAAUGUAAAUACGUAUUAUUUAGUAUAUUUGAACGGUUUCAUUAUGUACUCAAUUUAUUACGUUUUGUAUAAUAAAAAUGCUUUGAUAAUAUAGAAAUGCGAA
Messenger RNA from Bactrocera oleae (olive fruit fly), 2782 nucleotides. Lineage: Eukaryota; Metazoa; Arthropoda; Insecta; Diptera; Tephritidae. The record is from RefSeq and is a predicted model, not a curated record.